This is a messenger RNA of Arabidopsis lyrata subsp. lyrata, 1177 nucleotides long. RefSeq lists its product as uncharacterized. The record is from RefSeq and is a predicted model, not a curated record. Bases 226 to 960 code for a protein of 244 amino acids. Gene Ontology annotation, cellular component: histone deacetylase complex. The transcript is spliced from 6 exons. Gene Ontology annotation, biological process: regulation of DNA-templated transcription. Gene Ontology annotation, molecular function: transcription coregulator activity; protein binding. Lineage: Eukaryota; Viridiplantae; Streptophyta; Magnoliopsida; Brassicales; Brassicaceae.
UAUCUCUCUCUUACUCAUAAUACUCUGCUUUUUCCUCUUUCUCUCUCACUCUUACUCUGUCUUUCUUCAUCAGACCAAAAAAACCCUAAUUUCGUAGCUCGAUUUCUCUCUUAUUUCAUCUCUCAAUCCUUUCCAAAAUGCAACAACUUCCGUUUCGAAGAUUGUGAAACUCGAUUUGGUUGUUUUCUGAUAGUAGAGAAAAAAAAAACGAAAGAGAGAAGACAAAUGCUGGAAGCUGCGAAGAACAACUCAAGCAUCCUCAAUGGAGGAGGAGGAGGAGGAGGAUUCUCUCAGCUACAAAGUUGCUUCGGCGAUUGCAGUAGCGAAGAAGAAUUAUCUGUGUUGCCACGUCAUACCAAAGUCAUCGUUACCGGAAACAACCGUACCAAAUCCGUACUCGUCGGUCUUCAAGGCGUCGUUAAAAAAGCCGUCGGACUCGGUGGUUGGCAUUGGCUGGUUUUGACUAAUGGAAUUGAAGUGAAGUUGCAGAGGAAUGCGCUUAGUGUUCUUGAACAUCCUACAGGGAACGAAGAAGACAAUGAUCUUGAAGUCGACCAUACUACACAGUGGAAUAAUCCUUCCGAUAUGACAACUGAGGACACUUUGAAGCCUCAUAAGUCGAAGCAGAGAGGACACAGAUCAUCGCGGUUAUCUCAAAAGGCUUUGUGCAGGGCAGUUUCUUGUGACUCACACUCAAAAAACUCGAGUAUUACUCCUCGCAUGAACAUGAAGGUUGAUCUUACCAAGUUGGAUAUGGCUGCAUUACUGAGAUAUUGGCGACAUUUUAACCUCGUGGAUGCUCUUCCAAAUCCAACAAAGGAGCAACUGAUUGACAUUAUUCAGAGACACUUCAUGUCUCAGCAAAUGGAUGAGCUUCAGGUUAUCGUGGGAUUCGUUCAGGCUGCAACAGGAAUGAAGAAGGCUUGCCAAGUGGAAGCCAAAAGAAGCCAGAAACACUGAUCUUUAACUGCAUCAGCUAAAUAUCCUUUAAUAGACUAACAAAAAUCUGUCGAAUCUGCGCGGGUCACAUGUUUUAACCAUUCCGCGGCUUAAAAAGUUUGAGUAUAGUAGUUUAGCUCUCUCUCUUUUGGGUAAACACUAGUAGUUGUUAUUGCUCUCUCAUGUAAGUAAGUCAUCAGGAACAAAAUGACAUGAAACAAAGAAAAUCUCUAGUGAA